ACUAUGAAAAUGGACCUUUGUUCACUGAACUCAAGUUUUACCAAAGAGCUGCAAAACCAGAAGACUUAAAAAAGUGGAUGAAAGACAACUGUAUGGGUUUUUUGGGCAUUCCUCUAUACUGGGGAUCUGGAUGUACGGAUUACAAAGGUAAAAGAUACAGGUUCAUGGUAAUGGACAGACUGGGGACUGACCUUCAACACUGUCUGGAGAUGUGUGGAAACCGAUUUGCAAAGACCACUGUCAUGCAGAUAGGAAUUCGAGUGCUUGAUAUUCUCGAAUAUAUACAUGAGCAUGAAUAUGUACAUGGUGACAUUAAAGCUGCAAAUCUCCUUUUGGGCUACAGAGAUGAGAAUCAGGUUUACCUUGCUGACUAUGGACUUUGUUAUAGAUACUGUCCAAAUGGAAAUCACAAAGAGUAUAAGGAAAAUCCCAAAAAAGCUCAUAAUGGAACAAUAGAAUUCACAAGCUUAGAUGCACACCGUGGAGUAGACCCAUCUAGACGGAGUGACCUUGAAAUCCUUGGCUACUGCAUGCUGCGGUGGUUAUGUGGGGAACUGCCUUGGGAGAUGAACCUAAAAAACUGUGAAGCUGUUCAGAGUGCUAAAACCAGGUUUAUGGAGAAUCUACCUCAUUCAGUAAAAGAAUGUUUUGCCUGUGGGCUCAGCUGUGAUGGACUGGCUUGCUACUUUGAUUAUGUAAAACAUUUGGGCUAUGAUGAAAUUCCCUCAUACCAGCUAUUAAAAGGGAUGUUGUUGGAUGAGCUGAAACCAUUUAGAAUUAGUACCUGGGACUUCCUGAAAUUUUCUCCUUCUAAAUGUAACCAAAACACCAACUCCUCAAGGAAGAAUGCACCACAGACUGAAGCAGUAGGGAACAAACCACCACAGAAGUGCCAGAUGAAGGCUGUAGCCCAUACUGACGUCACGUCUUCCACUGAUCGGCUCACCAGCCGACUGAGGGAUAACCAGGUACCACAGACUGAAGCAUUGGAGAACAAACCACCAUUUAAGUGCCAGAUGAAGACUGUAGCCUGUACUGAGGUCACUCCAUCCACUGAUAGUGUCACCAGCCGACUAAGGGAUUACCAGGUGACACAGACUGAAGCAGUGGGGAGUAAGCCAUCACUGAAGUGCCAGAUGAUGACUGCAGCCCCUACUGACCAGCUUCGUAUCCGGCAGCGGGAUAAGAAGGAAUCAUCAGUUGGAGCCAUGGCAUAUAAACCAUCAGUGAAGUGUCAGAAUAAUGCUAGAGCACCUAUUAAGGAUACUCCAUCAACUGGUCUGAUCACCAGCCUACUGAGGGAUACCCAGAAUGCAACAAGUAUACAGUUUGAAAUUCAAUCAUACGAGGGAAUUUUGCACCUUAGAGAAGACGGACAUUGCAAAAGUACCCUGGAUUAUCAAGACAGAACAUCUUUGAAAGAAGACUACUUUCAUGGUGGAGCACUGCAUAAAUCUUCAAAGAACCAUUUUAAGCAAGAUGUACCGAACAGUACAAAUUCACAGAACUGUUUUAAUGAUGAAAACCUACAUAAUCCUCACUCUCAGUCCAAUUUGGAAGUUCAAUCCACUGCAAAACAAAGCAUUGUUAUGUAUGGUAUUGCUGUAAUUGUUCUCUCUGUAUCGAUACUUAUUGUGUUGCAGUUCUACUGACAUUAAAAUGCUUUGGUUGCAGUUCUGACAUUAAAA
Molecule: messenger RNA, 1688 nt
Organism: Protopterus annectens (West African lungfish)
Lineage: Eukaryota; Metazoa; Chordata; Ceratodontiformes; Protopteridae
Gene: VRK2
Product: VRK serine/threonine kinase 2
Exons: 13
Coding region: 78-1652 (524 amino acids)
Biological process (GO): peptidyl-serine phosphorylation; signal transduction
Cellular component (GO): cytoplasm; nucleus
Molecular function (GO): protein serine/threonine kinase activity; ATP binding
Source: RefSeq, a predicted model, not a curated record